Molecule: messenger RNA, 1333 nt
Organism: Triticum aestivum (bread wheat)
Lineage: Eukaryota; Viridiplantae; Streptophyta; Magnoliopsida; Poales; Poaceae
Exons: 3
Coding region: 450-776 (108 amino acids)
Source: RefSeq, a predicted model, not a curated record
AAAAAAGGAGAGCCAAGGACGGGGCAAAGGUUAGACGCGCGGGAUCGGGUCUGCCGUCACCACCAUCGGCUCCGCCCGCGUCGCUCUCCGGCCCCGUGCCGCCCCUACACCGCACGCACGCACGCUCGCUCGCUCGCUCGCCGGAUUCCAAUCCUCCCCCCACCUCACCAUUCCUCCUCUCCGGCCCCUCCAAUCCAACCCCCCCGAAUCCUCUCCUCCUCGUCCCCCUCGCGCGGCCUCGUCUCGAUCCGGAAGGAAUCUCCCCGGCCGGCCUCCCUCCGAUUCCGCGCCCAACUCCCCAGCUUGGGGGCAUUUUGGAAUCGUCCUCCCUCCAGGCGUCUGCCUCGGCCCGAAAGAUCCAAUUCGGUUGGAUUCCUGCCCCCGAGCCGGAGCCCGGCCGGAGGUGCCCGACCUGAGAGUGCCGCGGAGGGAGUUGAUGCCACCCGACGAUGGAUCGCCGAGCCUUCAGGAGUAACUCGUGCAACGGCAAGAACCCGGCGCCUCCCCCCUCGUCCGCGGCGGCGCAGGCGGCGGUGUACCGGACGUCCUCGGCGCCGGUGGGGGGCUCCAAGGACAACGUCGGCGAGCGCAAGGCGCUGCUGCCCCGGCGCCCCGAGGGCGGCACGGCCCGCAAGGCCUACAAGGGCCCCAAGCGGCGGGUGCAGUGGAAGGACACCCACGGCAAGAAGCUCGCCGAGGUCUUGGAAUUCCAGCCUAGUGAUUCAAGUGACUCGGAUGAUGAUUAUUUGGAUACUUGCAUAUGCUCAGUCAUGUAAAUAUUGCAGUGCUGAAUCUCCGGUGCAUCUUGCGCAGGUGGAGAGUAUGAGUGUUUAGCAAGAGCUGUAUCUUAAUGUUAUGCAUUGGCCUAACAGUCUUGUAUAGAAAAAGGUUCACUCCAACAGGCUCAAACUAUCUCAUGUAGUGCAAGUCAGGGCUGCGACCUAGCAAGGACUGGCGACGACGAGCCCAUAUAAUCUGUUGAAUGCGCAAGCAGCAGGAAGUUGCGUCAGAAUUUUGAGAUAUCACCACACAGCAGUUAGAAAGGGUAAAAAGGGACCCGCAGCGUUGGCAGCAGCAGCCUUGCUCUCUUCCUGACGAGUAACGUUAUGUGUGAUAAGCAAAAUGCUCUUAGAAAUCAGACACGGGCAUUUUUGCGGGGUUGGAAUUGCGACCGAUUUUUGUCAAUAGUAUCUGCCUCUUGGCAUGUUAACUAACUAGCUGAUGUUCCUGUGUGUGUGUGUCUGUUGCUGCCAUGACACGGUUAACAUUAUUGUUGCAUGAAUUGAUUGAUGCCAUCAAUGGAUGCUGUAAUUGCAAAGUGCAAGGUUUGUCA